AAAGUAAAUAGCGCGUUGUUAAAAGUGCACAUCUUUGUGAAAACCUGUUUGAUUAACAGAAAAUAUUUGGACAUAAACUUCUAAUCUUCUCUUAAAUGUCUUUCCUGAAUAGUUCUUAAGGUAUACAAGUUUGAGUUUCGCAAUGGUGAAUUUGGGACUACUUCAUUUCACUGGACUGCAUCAGACAUAACUUCACGUGCCCUUGUUUAUAAGCAUGGAGAGAUUGACAUAUAUGUGAUGCCUUGGUCAUUGCUAAAGCCUUUUGAUGAACUAGACUUAGCAACAAGAGAAGCUUUAAUAUUUGGAGCUGAAAAAGGCAGACGUGGUCUUGGUAGAAUAUAUGUUGUGCCUGCAGGUCCAAAUGGUAAUGAGGUGACAAAUAAUAUCUUUACCAUCACUGUCAACGGCAUUGGCAGGGAGGGAAUUGUUCCGGAAAAUACUUUCGCGGAUACAAGUGUACUCGUGUCUGGGCUUUCCGAGGGACAUAAUCUUACAUCUCGCUAUAUGAUUACAACCACUCAGAAGAAUGCAUGCUCAGAUUUGUUUCGUGGUGUGUCAGCUGCUGCAUCUCAGGUUGCAGCAAUCAUUGGUCUAGCUCUCCAGGCAUACCCAAGUUUAACACUUCGAGAUAUUCAACAUCUCAUAGUCCAGUCAUCAGAGUACGACGAACUUGACGAGAAGCAUGCUUUCAUUUGUAAUGGGGCUGGUAGAUAUUAUCACAGAUAUUUUGGAUUUGGACUUUUAAAUGCUACAAAACUUGUUACACUUGCUAAAAAACAGACUAAAACAUUAAAGCUUCUAUCUGUUAAGCUUGAGAAUUCAACAGAGAAAAUUUCAGACGACGGACUUGUAUUCCAAUGCGAAUUUUGCCAAGGCUGUGAUGAUGCAAGUACACAGCCAUGUUUAACUAAAAUUGAACAUGUUGCGGUAUCGUUUGAAUUCGAAACCCAGACGAAAGAACUCAGGAUGUAUCUAACGUCACCAUCUGGAACUGAGUCUGUUUUAAUGAAGGAUACUAAGGAUCUGAAGUCAAAAACUAUUGGUCAGAUAGUCUCCGUGAACUUUUGGGAUGAAAUGGCACUUGGUUUAUGGACUUUCAGACUUUACAGCAUUCCUUCCUUGAAAGAUGAAGAUAAUGUGACUACGAACGUAACAAGUGUAACAUUAACACUUUAUGGAACAAGUGCAACAAUUCCGUCAGAGAAACAAAACCGUUGUGAUUCUAGUAGACCAUUUUCUGAUGACAAUGACAUUUCUGAAACAGACGACUUGGAAGAGCAAUCAGAUGAAAGCCAUCUCGCAACUAUCAUUGAAAGGCUUAAACACUUAGCAAUAAACUUUGUAGUUAUUUCUGGCCUAGUUUGUCUUGCAAAGUGUCUUGCUAGAUUCUAG
Messenger RNA from Mercenaria mercenaria, 1392 nucleotides. RefSeq names its product proprotein convertase subtilisin/kexin type 4-like. Bases 238 to 1392 code for a protein of 384 amino acids. Lineage: Eukaryota; Metazoa; Mollusca; Bivalvia; Venerida; Veneridae. The transcript has 8 exons. Gene Ontology annotation, biological process: protein processing. Gene Ontology annotation, cellular component: trans-Golgi network; Golgi membrane. The record is from RefSeq and is a predicted model, not a curated record. Gene Ontology annotation, molecular function: serine-type endopeptidase activity.